CCUCAAUACCCUCAGAUGCCUCAAUACCCUCAGAUGCCUCAAUACCAUCUGAUGCGUCAAUACCCUAAGAUGCCGGAGACAACAACAGCAAUGACCACACGGCCUACAACUGCAAAGGCGACUCAAAUUCCUGCACUGCCUCAGAUGCCUCAAUACGCUCAGAUGCCUCAAUACGCUCAGAUGCCUCAAUACCCUCAGAUGCCUCAAUACCCUCAGAUGCCUCAAUACCCUCAGAUGCCUCAAUACCCUCAGAUGCCUCAAUACCCUCAGAUGCCUCAAUACCCUCAGAUGCCUCAAUACCAUCUGAUGCGUCAAUACCCUAAGAUGCCGGAGACAACAACAGCAAUGACCACACGGCCUACAACUGCAAAGGCGACUCAAAUUCCUGCACUGCCUCAAAACCCUCAGAUGCCUCAAAACCCUCAGAUGCCUCAAAACCCUCAGAUGCCUCAAUACGCUCAUAUGCCGUUUCCACAAUAUAUGCCGAUGUAUCCUCCCUUUAAUGCUCUUUAUCCAGCUACAAAGCCAAAAACUACUACAACUAAAGGCUAAAAAUCCCUUAUCUUAGCUUCCACCAUCUAUGCCUUACUAUCAUCUUUAACCUACGAUCCUUCCCAUCCCCAAUAUCCUACCACUGUGAAACCAGAUCCCCCGCCCACUCCGGCACCCAUCCUCCUUUUCAUCCCCAUGUUCACUUGCCCAUAUCAUUGCUGUCUCCUUUUCCUCCUCCACGCUACCUUACUUAAACAGUUCUAAUAAAAGUUUUGAACAGA
Trematomus bernacchii (emerald rockcod) is the source of this 773-nucleotide messenger RNA. RefSeq names its product protein PELPK1-like. The coding region runs from base 16 to 552 and encodes 178 amino acids. Lineage: Eukaryota; Metazoa; Chordata; Actinopteri; Perciformes; Nototheniidae. The transcript has 2 exons. The record is from RefSeq and is a predicted model, not a curated record.